UUAAGUGAUAUUAACACUGGAAAUGUGCACAAGCAACACAACAAAGAUUCAUUUCCGAACCCAUACUCUAAUGGAAGAGAUUUUAUAUCGAAUCAAGAAAACAAAAUCAAUUAUAUUUCUCCAAAUCAACAUGGAAGAAUGUUUAUGCAUCAAAGAGACAAGCUUCCAUUUCAACAUGAUGAACAUGAUCGACAAGUUUUCAAGGAUCAACACCGAAAUUAUUUAGCACCACGAAAUCCACCGCAACUUAAAAUUUUGCAGGAAUUUCCUGUUUCAUCAUCAAACGGGACUCUUGACGAUUUAAAAUAUUCAUCACAGUUAGAAGGGAGCCACGAUUCAUCCAAAUAUAAUAAAACCUUUCAUACCGAAAGGUAUGAUUACAAACAGAAUGGAGAUUCACAAGAAUUGGAAAAUAUCAUUUCAGAAAAGAAUUUGCAAGAUUCUAAAGCAGAAUCGCAACCAAAGAAUAUGCAUUCGUUUCGAAUUCCUGAAGCAACCGAAUCUCAUUAUAAUGACGAAGAAUUACAGAAUAUGAAAGAUUUACAUAAAGAACUGCAGCGACAAUAUCGAUCUGGAUUUGUGCAGGAUAAGCCAGGAGCAGAAAAGGUACGCGAAACUGCAUCGCAACUGAUCCUCCAGUGGGCGGAAAAUCAGCGCAGUUUAUUAGAUUCCUUCGUGAAGGCGAUCACCGAUGUAUUGAAAGGUCAUGAUCCUAAUACCAAUAGAAAUAUGACCCCUCGAGAUAUAAUACUUUUAAAAGAUAUGCUUAAUCAAUUACUUGAAUUAGUAAUGCAAUUGAGGGAAGAUAGCUCCAGCAUACGUACUAAGAGCGUAUUAAACAAGUGGAUAGAGACACAAAAAUCACUAAUUGAUUCAUUUUCGCAGGCUAUUGAAAAUACAAAUCAAAAUUUGGACAACAUUGCCAAUGUAAAUGAGGUCAUGGAGAAUUUGAAUAAAAACCUGAAGGAACUGGUGAUUUUGUUAAGCGAUAAGGAAAGUUUCACAGCAACAGAAAGUAGUAGUUCCCAACAAACAACUAGUUCUUAUUCAGCCACUAAUUUCUACCAAACAUCCAGCACUUUUGGCUCAACUCAUCUUAUUGUAGGCGAAAAUAUCAAUCGAAUUAAUAUAAUGGGAAAUUUGAUUAAGGGACUAAGAAACAUUAUUAAUCAAAUGAAUGAAACAAAUAAAACUUCAAGUUCUACUUCUUAUACCAAAACGGAAAGCACCUUUACUCAUCCGAGUACAUCCACUUAUGUGAACGCGGAGGUCACUACUUCCCAUCCAACUACAAGCACCUAUGAAGUUACAAAUCUAAUAACCGAGGAAAGUAAAUUUAAGGACAUGUUUAAUUUGAUUAAAGGUAUAGAAGAGCUGAUCAGUCAAUAUAACGGCAAACAUAAAUUUACAACGACGACCACUCAUUCCUCAGAUGGUGGUAUUACCUCCCAAUUCUUUACCACCACUACACCGAAAACAGUGACUACUAAUUCCCAAUCAUCUACUUCUAGUCAUUCAACAACAGAGAGUUCGCCUAGUAAUCCAACAACAAACAACUAUGAAGUCACUAUUGUUGAUCAGGAUAACCAUAAAUUUAAGGUUAUGGAAAAUUUGAUCAAAGAUCUUAAAGGAUUGAUCAAUCAAUUCAGUGAUAAAAAAAAUAUUACGAGUGCCACCCAUUUAACAGGAGACAGCAAAAGUUUCCAGUCAACAGCUACGACUGCAUCAACAGAAGGAUCUUCUUCCCAUCCAGUUUCAUCCACCAAGGCGACAACAUCGACGACGACCUUUCAAUCAACUAUUUCUAACCAUUUGUCAACAGAGGGAACGAGUUCUCAGCUUAAUACUAGUCUUUCAACAACAGGAACCACUCAUUCCUUUCAAACUACAAACACGCAUGAUUUUAAAGACCAGAUUAAUGGCGAUGAUUCUAAAAGUCUGAAACAUUUAAUUAAGAUACUUUCAGACCUGGUCUAUUCAUUAAAUGAUAAAAAUAAUAUAAAAAGUACCAGCCAUUUAACAACAGAGAGCACAUUUAAUAGUUCAAUUAAUACAACCAACUCAACUACUUAUGCCUCAACAACUUUUUCAACAACAGAGAGUAUGGCCAUCCAUUCUACUCCUUACCUUUCAACAACAGAAAGCUCGGUUUCCCAAUUUACCAACGAGAAAAAUAUAAAUAGUAGUUCACAAAGCACGGGAGAGAACACAAAUCCAAUUAUAUUCAACAAUUCAACAACUAUGAGCUCUAAUAUCCAUUCUACUACAUAUAACAGGUCAAUAACAGAAAACACAGCAUCCCAUCUCAACCUUUCAACAACAGAGGGUUCCCCAACCAUAUCUCACUCAAUUACCCCUAGCCAAACAAGUUCGCUUAGUUCAUAUAAAGACAAAAUCAAAAACAUUGUUGAACUUUUAAGAAAAUUACGUAAGAUUCAGAAAUCUUUAGCCGACAAGUCGAAGGGUCAACUUUCACCAACGCUCAUAUCGAGAGUAAAAGCCGUACUAAAGCAAAUCGUCGCGGGCAAUAUUGAUUCAGUAAACGGCGAUUCAGCUGAGUUGGAAAUUCUUCUUUCCACAACAGUCAAUCCCAAUGAAGAUACUACCGACUUGACGAUGGAAAAAUUGUUAAAGCUACUUGAUGAUUUUGAAAUGAUGUAUAACGUAUUGUUGGAUGGUAGUACUACGCAAUCCACAACACAGAACAACACAAUUUUUUCAACGACAUACAGUACAAUUUUUUCUACCACCCAAAGCAUAUCAACAACUUCACCAACACAGAAUGCCUUAACAAGUUCCACACCAAAUACUUCAACAACAGAAUACUCUUCCACUAAUAAUCUAAGGAGUGAUGUAUCAAAUAAUCUCCAGCCAAUUGUAGACGCAAUUCAGCAAUUGAAGAUGGCAUUAUAUCAUGACUUCUAUGCUUUUAAAAAAUCUCAAGAGGAAAGAAUGGAAAAAAUUCUUCAACUGCUUAGUGGCAAACCAAUAGAUCGGCGGACAAAACCAAUUGCUAAGCCGAGAACUUUACCAAAGGAAGGAAGCCGGGAAAUACCAAAAAGAAACGGCUAUAUAAAAGAGGAGAAAAUUAGACACCACAACGAAGACAAAUUUAUUAAAAACCGAAAAAAUGUAAAUCAAUAUAGUCACAUCCCUAAAUCGAUUUUAAAUUCUUCAAGAUCAAAAAUAAAAAAGUUCCCAUUAAAACUAUCUGCUAUUAAAGUAAGUGGAGGACUAAAACAGUUGCCUUCCAAACGUAAAACUAAUGAAGAAAUUUCUGCAAUGCAUGAGAGUUUCCCGGAACCUUUACCAAUACUGCCACAUAAGUAA
Messenger RNA from Drosophila sechellia, 3330 nucleotides. RefSeq names its product mucin-5AC. The coding region runs from base 139 to 3330 and encodes 1063 amino acids. NCBI's taxonomy places the organism in Eukaryota, Metazoa, Arthropoda, Insecta, Diptera, Drosophilidae. The record is from RefSeq and is a predicted model, not a curated record. The transcript is spliced from 4 exons.